AUGCUCAAAACGAGAAAUGACCGAAGCGUUUUUUGUGUUACUAUAGAAUGCCACAUUUCAUGUGACGGAGGUUGUCGUGAUGGUACGGCGAAGGGAUGUGAAGGUUGCAAGGAUGGAUGGCUAGAUUCUGAAGAAGAUGGAUGCAUUGAUAAAGAUGAAUGUACGAAUUCAGACGAUGUUUGUGGAUCAAAAAAAUAUUGUGUUAACACAGCGGGAAGCUAUAAAUGCGAAGAUUGUGACCGUUCCUGUGAUGAAAACUGCACUGGACCAGGGAACAAAGCCUGUUUAGCUUGUAAAACCGGUUACUCUUUGGUGGCCGACGAGGGAUGUAAAGAUAUUGAUGAAUGUGCUAUUGGCGAGGUCAAUUGUGAAGAUGGAAAAUACUGUGCGAACACUCCAGGCUCUUACGAGUGCACUGACUGCGAUAAAGCCUGCUCCCAAUGCUCCGGACCUGGUACUGAGAAGUGUUCAGCCUGUAACUCUGGUUACGAGAUGAGGGAUAAAGGUUGUGAAGACGUCGAUGAAUGCACAAACACGAAGUUGUGUCCGGGGGAGAACGAACAUUGUAAAAACAUGCCUGGUUUCUACUCGUGUGUUUGCGACUCUGGCCACACGAAGAAAAAUGGGAAGUGCGUCAAAGGUAAAAAAAAGAAAAAACCUAAGAAAUCCGAAGACGAAAUACGUUUGGAUGAUUUGAAAAAAGGAAAAUUUGUAGAAGAGUGGCAUUUGAAAAUGGGCUCUUUGCUGUAUGCCGUGUUCUUCGCUCUAAUGUUAUGGGCGUUCUCGAGACGCAGUGCCAGCGGUGUUGCAGCGCUUGUUGUCUUAUAUUUGUCCGUUUUAUUUGCUCUUAGAAGAUCUAACGAGAGCGAGGAUUAG
Xenia sp. Carnegie-2017 is the source of this 876-nucleotide messenger RNA. RefSeq names its product cysteine-rich with EGF-like domain protein 2-B. The transcript has 5 exons. Gene Ontology annotation, molecular function: calcium ion binding. The record is from RefSeq and is a predicted model, not a curated record. NCBI's taxonomy places the organism in Eukaryota, Metazoa, Cnidaria, Anthozoa, Malacalcyonacea, Xeniidae. The coding region runs from base 1 to 876 and encodes 291 amino acids.